Molecule: messenger RNA, 678 nt
Organism: Cryptomeria japonica (Japanese cedar)
Lineage: Eukaryota; Viridiplantae; Streptophyta; Pinopsida; Cupressales; Cupressaceae
Exons: 1
Coding region: 1-678 (225 amino acids)
Molecular function (GO): RNA-DNA hybrid ribonuclease activity; nucleic acid binding
Source: RefSeq, a predicted model, not a curated record
AUGAUAUUAACACCUCUGAGGUGGUGUGGGCGAAGAAAAUAUAAUUGUGUUGAGAAUGUGAUGGCUAGGGGAGAGCAUUACUAUAAUAAUAAGGAGGACUUUGAUUCUCUCAAGAGCCGGAACAUCCCAGCCUACAUGGACACCAACACCAACCAAAUCAAAAGAAGUAUGUGCAGCUGGUCUUUUCCCCCUAAUGCUUGGUUUAAGGCUAACUUCGAUGGAGUUGCUAAAGGUAACCCAGGGCCUGCUGGUUGUGGUGGAGUUAUCUGGAAUGGUGCUGGCUUUUAUAUUGGGGCGGUUGCCUUUCCCUUGGGGAUUCAGACUAAUAAUCUGGCUGAAGCUAUGGGCACCCUCCAAACUAUAAAAUUAGCAUAUAAUCUAAGUGUCAAAGUGUUAUGGUUGGAAGGGGAUUCUAAAAAUAUUAUUAAUUGCCUCCUUGGUAAACACCAACCCUCAUGGAUGAUUAAAAACAUCAUUGAUUCUGUCAGGGAGUUUCUUGAGGGGUUUGAUAAGUGCUACAUUUCUCAUGAGUACAGAGAGUCCAACAUGUGUGCUAACUGGGCUGCCAAUGAGGCAGUACAGAGUGAGCAAAUCAAGAUCUGGAAUAGCGAGGCGGAGCUCCCUCAUGUGGCACAUGACAUCUUAAUUUAUGAAAUAUAUCAUGGUAAGCAAGGUUGA